Messenger RNA from Anarrhichthys ocellatus (wolf-eel), 2387 nucleotides. RefSeq names its product flotillin-2-like. The transcript has 5 exons. Gene Ontology annotation, biological process: protein localization to plasma membrane; regulation of myoblast differentiation. Lineage: Eukaryota; Metazoa; Chordata; Actinopteri; Perciformes; Anarhichadidae. Gene Ontology annotation, molecular function: protease binding. Gene Ontology annotation, cellular component: cytoplasmic vesicle; flotillin complex; plasma membrane. The record is from RefSeq and is a predicted model, not a curated record. The coding region runs from base 370 to 906 and encodes 178 amino acids.
UGAGCUAGCACUAGACCUAUUUUCUCCACUAGCACUGGUCAGAACCUAUAUCAUCUCGGUAUAAGGCUGAGGCACUUCUCACCAUCACACAGUGUGAGCAACGUUAGUAGCAAGGCUACCAACAUGUAGCAUGUAUCCUUGCUCGUUACUGACCGUCCUCGUGAGUCGUCAGUGUUGACAAACGUUACGUCACUGUACGCUGUCGUUAGGUGGGGCGGGCGCUGUGUUGUUGCUAUCGUCGUGCGAGACGUUACGAUUUAUUCUACACCGUCUAGCCUUGGAUUAAAACGACGGAUAACAUUUCACAUCCUCGACUCCGCAAAGGGUCCUGCUGUUUGCUAGUUUUUUCUCUUACUAUUCCGAGUCAACAUGGGGAGCUGCUUAACUGUGGGGCCGAACGAAGCUCUGGUGGUCUCUGGUGGCUGCUGUGGCUCUGAUACAAAGACCUACGCCGUGGGAGGCUGGGCCUGGGCCUGGUGUCUCAUCUCGGACACCCAAAGGAUAACCCUGGAGAUCAUGACUCUGCAGCCCCGAUGUGAGGAUGUGGAGACCGCAGAGGGGGUAGCCAUCACUGUCACAGGGGUGGCUCAGGUGAAAGUGAUGACGGAGCAUGACUUACUGGCCGUGGCCUGUGAGCAGUUCCUGGGUAAAUCAGUCACGGAGAUCAAAGCUGUGGUCCUGCAGACUCUGGAGGGACAUCUGCGCUCCAUUCUAGGUACUUUGACUGUCGAGCAGAUCUAUCAGGACAGGGACCAGUUCGCCAAACUGGUGAGGGAGGUAGCGUCUCCCGACGUGGGCAGGAUGGGCAUCGAGAUUCUCAGCUUCACCAUUAAGGUGGGUGGGCAGUGCUGCAAGAGGCUACGGGAACGAUACCUGGAACUCUUGACAGCGAACCAGAACACCUGAAGAAAGUUGUAAUGUAGCUAAGGGUCAAAAUAAUACAUAUUGGCAUGGAUUAUGAAAAUGGAAAACAGCAUGUAUUUAAAUCGAUCUGUGGUCUGGAUUCAAGAACAACCCCUAUUCACGGGCCUGUCCGGCAGGUGUGAGAACCCUCCUCGAUGGUGGCCGACCUGGGUCUGGGUCACGGGUCUGAGGAAGAGAAGAAGCAUAUUUAAGGAUUCGAGGAUCAUUCACUGUCAUUAUGCAACACGGGGAUGCACAACAAGAUGUUAAUUGACCGUCAAAGAGAAACGCUUGUGCACAUGCUUUCUUGAGAUCAGCUGAGAGAACAUCGACGUAUUUCAGAGAUCUAAAAGACAGACAACAUUCAAAGUCAUUUCCAGUCAAGCAUCAUAAACUUUUAACAGCUGUCCCGCUUGUGUUUAUAGUUUCGUGGUGUCCAAUAAAGCUGUAAAAAUAGUUCAGCUAUUUAGGUCUGAUGAAAUCAAACGAGCUCCUAGAGCACUAUUUCAGAAGGUUUGAUUAAUAUUCUUAUAAUACUAUUUAUUGUGAUAUUUCUGCCCACAAUAAUAGAUCCACAGUCACUAGAGCUGAGCGGCAGACCAUGUGUUUAUAGGCUAAGCAGCACUGUAGCGAUCACACAAACAUGAGUCAGCAGCUACCCCGUCCUCUAUGGAAUAUGUAUCUGUAAUAUGUUUUGAUCUACCAUCGAGGCUGCUGCUCAUUAGAGAAGUCUUCUCUGGCAGCAGCCUCCCUCCUCCUGUGCACUUCACUGCUGUUGAUUAGAACUAAUUGGAGUGUGCUGCAGACACAGCGGCUCACCGCACCGCUUAGCUGAAAGCCCAGAGUCCAUUUCUUUCACAUCAGUGGGUCCAGAUGGUUUUGUGUGACGCGUCAGGGCCAGAUUAGCGCAUUAGUGGAGGCCUCAGACAUUUGUGGGUUGUCUUUUCAGUAUUUAUUUGCUGUGGAUAUUAUUUGUAAAAACAGGGAGUUCCUUUUAUGUGGUUGUUGGACGUAGCUGAGACCUUGCAACCAAUCAAAUGCUUCCUGUGAAUGAGGCAACUCUUUUAGUGCAGGCGUGGAAAAUCAAUAAACUGUUGCGACGCACAGAUCGAAGGUCUAAUGUGUGAUCGCAACCGCAAUCAGUGGUGAGAGAAACAGGAUAUUUAGGUAUUCACUACAUAUUUCUGAUAAUAAUGUUUAUGUAAUUCUUCUCUUCAGUCCAGCCUCUUCAUGAGACUUUGUUAGAUUUUGACGUCAUGGUUUUAUUUAUCGCUGCAUCCACCGUCUAUUUAACUCACACUUGGAAGCCGCCCAGUACAAACACAGUUUACACAGCUACAUCCAGAGCUCCUCACUGACGCUCCAGUCUGCCUUCAGCCUCUUAUGAACACUGAGAGAUGAUGUAUGAUGUGUCCGUGUUGUCUGUGCUUUCAUCAACAGCUAAUGAAGAAGACGAGUACCUGCUCGUCUCUUCGGCUAGCUGU